Molecule: messenger RNA, 914 nt
Organism: Balaenoptera ricei (Rice's whale)
Lineage: Eukaryota; Metazoa; Chordata; Mammalia; Artiodactyla; Balaenopteridae
Gene: ZMAT5
Product: zinc finger matrin-type 5
Exons: 6
Coding region: 96-641 (181 amino acids)
Cellular component (GO): U12-type spliceosomal complex
Molecular function (GO): zinc ion binding
Source: RefSeq, a predicted model, not a curated record
CAGUUCGUGGCGUGAGGGCGCAGGAGGAGGAGCUCAGAGCCGUUGGGCCCCGCGGAGCCAGGCAGCGGCAGCGGCAGCACCCGGCGGGGGUGACCAUGGGGAAGCGUUACUUCUGCGACUACUGCGACCGCUCCUUCCAGGACAACCUCCACAACCGCAAGAAGCACCUGAACGGGCUGCAGCACCUCAAGGCCAAGAAGCUCUGGUACGACAUGUUCCGAGAUGCAGCUGCCAUCUUGCUGGAUGAACAGAACAAGCGGCCCUGCAGGAAGUUUCUACUGACAGGCCAGUGCGACUUUGGCUCCAACUGCAGAUUUUCCCACAUGUCAGAGCGAGACCUGCAGGAGCUGAGUAUGCAGGUGGAGGGUGCGUUUCACUGGGACCCUGGGCGGGGCAGGGAGGAGAGGCGGGCCAGGGAGUGGCCACUAGAUGUCACCGAGCUCCCUGAGGUCCACGUGGAGGACUGGCUGGAGAAGAGAGCCCAGCGGCUGAGCUCGGCCCCAAGCAGCAGGGCUGAACCCAUCAGAGCCACCGUCUUCCAGUACCCAGUGGGCUGGCCACCAGUCCAGGAGCUUCCUCCAUCCCUGCGGGCACCCCCACCUGGGGGCUGGCCCCUGCAGCCCAGCGUCCAGUGGGGCUGAGUCCCUUAUCCCUGCCUAGUCAGCCCUCCAAUCAGCCACAAUCAAGAUAGGGGCUUGUACGGGGGACACCCAGGCCCCCUCCUGCUGCACCCCAUGGAGCAUCUGAAACUAAAGACUGGGCCUGGCCUGGCCUCUCUGAGGCCUAAGCGUCCUCCCCAACCAGGUGCAGCCCUGGUCCUGGCUCUGAGCCAGGCAGCUCUACCACCCCCACCCCAACAGGACAUCUUGAGAAGACUUCCUUCCAGAUGUUUAUAAAGAAAGUCUGUCACCACC